Molecule: messenger RNA, 1307 nt
Organism: Pelodiscus sinensis (Chinese soft-shelled turtle)
Lineage: Eukaryota; Metazoa; Chordata; Testudines; Trionychidae
Gene: SELENOF
Product: selenoprotein F
Cellular component (GO): endoplasmic reticulum lumen
Molecular function (GO): oxidoreductase activity
Source: RefSeq, a predicted model, not a curated record
GGCAAUGAAAGGUCCGCUACGAGGGUGAGGUCCUGAGAGCGGUCCCGCUGCUGCGCUGACAGAGCAGUCCCGCACUAAGAUGGCGGCGGCCGUUACAGGAUCCACGGGUCUAAGGCUCUGGCCACUCGGGUUCCUGGCGCUGUUGCAGGCGAUUUGUGUUUAUGGGGCGCAUUUAUCAUCAGAAGCAUGCAGAGAACUAGGCUUUUCCAGUAAUCUGCUAUGUAGUUCUUGCAACCUUCUUGGACAAUUUAGCUUGAAUCAACUAGAUCCAUUCUGCAGGGAGUGUUGCCAAGAAGAAGCUCAGUUUGAAACAAGAAAGCUCUAUGCAGGUGCUAUUCUUGAAGUGUGUGGAUGAAAAUUGGGACGGUUCCCUCAGGUUCAGGCUUUUGUCAGGAGUGACAAACCUAAACUGUUCAGGGGACUGCAAAUCAAGUAUGUGCGUGGUUCUGAUCCUGUACUAAAGUUGCUGGAUGACAGUGGGAACAUUGCUGAAGAAUUGAGCAUCCUUAAAUGGAAUACAGAUAGUGUAGAAGAAUUCCUAAGUGAAAAACUAGAACGCAUAUAAAUCUUGCUGCUUUCAGUCCUCUCUCUCAGUUUAUCCCGGCUGUCUUCUCAGAUGAAUCAUGCUACACCCAGCAAAUCAUUCCAGCUUCUACAUGAAUUUUAAAAGAUCAUUUGAUGUGCUGCUAUUUAUCUUUUCAAUUAGAAGGUGAAGCUUCAGCACAGCAAUACAUCUGACAAGUGGGCAAGGUGAACAAGUAGUUUGUACUACUACAUAUCAGUUCUUCUUAGUAACAUUGCAUUUCAUUAGUGAUAAACUCAGUUAAUUAUGCAAAUUCCAGAGUCCGCGUUUGUUAUAAUUGGAACAGUUUUUACCAACACUUUUAAAACUUUGGCAAUUUCAAAUAAUUGAGAUGAUUUUGUACAUUGCUUUUCUGUGCACAGGAAUUCAUAACCACGUGAGAUGUAUACUCUGCCUCCAAAAAAAAUGUCUUAGUCAUCUUUUGCAUUUUGUAUUUCUCAGCUGUCCUUUUUAUGUAUAUGUUAUUUACAAUUUAUAACAAAUGCCUAGUUCUAAAAAUUUUUGGAAUGUUGUUGUGACAGAGGAAGAACUUAUGAUCUGGAGUGAUAAUAAAACAUUAAGUAGGUGCACUUUAGUGAAGACUACAUAGAAAACCUUCAAGGCAUGUGUAAGUCUGAUGUCUGGUGUACUUUACACUCAUUGUUUUACUUUACUGCAAUAGAUCUGAGUUGUUAGAAUAUAAAGAUUUUUGAGAUGGCAAUAAAUUACUUUCACAAAUCUCUUA